Drosophila willistoni is the source of this 1821-nucleotide messenger RNA. Its product is annotated as protein 5NUC. NCBI's taxonomy places the organism in Eukaryota, Metazoa, Arthropoda, Insecta, Diptera, Drosophilidae. Bases 29 to 1786 code for a protein of 585 amino acids. Gene Ontology annotation, cellular component: plasma membrane. Gene Ontology annotation, molecular function: hydrolase activity. Gene Ontology annotation, biological process: AMP catabolic process. The transcript is spliced from 5 exons. The record is from RefSeq and is a predicted model, not a curated record.
UUUUAGAUGUGAAUUUUUGAUUUUAAAUAUGCCUCGGCUAGAGUUUAUCCUCUUGUGUCUAAUUUGUCAUCCAACUCUUGGAGUGAAGUUUUCGAUAAUCCAUAAUAAUGAUAUGCACGCCCGGUAUGAUCCCGUAGGUGCACACUACGGCAAGUGUAAAAAGACGGAAGAGGCAAUGGGCCUUUGUUUUGGGGGCUUUGCGCGUAUUGCCACCGUCCUACAGGAGGCCAGAUCUAAUGGUUCGGUUUUGUAUUUAAAUGCUGGAAAUACUUUUCAAGGAACACCCUGGUUUACGGUCUAUCAUGGCGAAAUGGUAGCUGAAAUGAUGAAUAUGUUAGAGCCCGAUGCUUUGUCACUAGGCACUCAUGAGUUCGAUGAUGGGGUCGAUGGUCUGUUGCCAUUUCUCGAUAAGGUGACAUCGCCCGUUGUCUGCUGUAAUAUAGACACCAGCGAGGAUCCCGAUCUGCACAACCAUCCGAGACUAACAAAGUCAGUGAUUAUCAGCAAAUUUAACACAAAUAUUGGCAUAGUAGGUUAUCUAACGCCAAGAACCAAGCAAAUAUCCAAGCAAAAUAAAUUGGUCUUUUCCAAGGAGAUUGAAGCAAUCAACAACGAAGCCCGUCGACUUGUGAGCCUGGGUGUCAACAUUAUAAUAGCCUUGGGUCAUUCGGGCUAUGCCAUAGAUCAGCAGAUAGCCAAAAAAUGUCCCGAAGUCGAUGUCGUUGUAGGUGGACAUUCGCAGACAUUUCUAUAUACAGGGGAACCGCCAGAUAAGGAGAUACCGACCGGGCAUUAUCCGACAAUUGUGGCCAAGCCAAACGGUAUCAAUGUGCCGGUGGUGCAGGCCUUCGCCUAUACAAAAUAUAUGGGUAAAAUAGAUCUAGAGUUCGAUGAACAGGGUAAGCUAUUGCACUUUAGCGGGUCGCCCAUCCUACUUAAUAAGAAGGUAGCUGAGGAUGAGGCUGUAAAGGAAUUUCUAGAAAGCAAACGGGAGCCCAUCGAUGCCAUCGAGAAGAAUGUGGUGGGCACUACUUUGGUAUACUUGAAUGGGCAAACUAAUUCUUGCCGCAAGGAGGAAUGCAACUUUGGCAAUCUUAUAGCCGACAGUUUUGUCUAUGCCCGGGCCUUGCAACUAAUGGAUGAGGCAUACUGGACAGAUGCGUCUAUAGCCGUCGUCAACUCUGGUUCCAUUCGGGCAUCGAUUGAACUCGAACCAUCUGGCGCUGUGACAGGAGCAGAUAUAGCCACGGUUCUGCCGUAUCGUAAUGAACUCUUCUACACGGACAUAAAGGGCAAACAACUUAUAGAUAUUUUGGAGUUCUCCGCCAAAUUGCGCAACAAGGAAAACGAUGGUGGUUUCCUUCAGCUGUCCGGACUUCGGGUCAAUUUCAAUUACAAUCGUCCAAAGGGGAAACGUAUCACACUUCUGGAAGCACUUUGCACCACCUGCAAAGUGCCUUUUUACGAACGCGUCCACAAAGAGAAGGUCUACCGUAUAAUCUUGUCCAAUUUUCUGCUAUCAGGCGGCGAUGGUUAUAAGGUGAAGGAUCCCGACGAUCCCGUUUAUGACUUUCUACGGAUAAACGAUAGCGGCGCUUUGACCCAGUAUUUUCAACACCACAAAGUUGUCUAUCCAAUGCUCGAGAAUCGGAUUGGAAAUGUAGAGAAAAGGCAUCAAACUUCAUUGGGCACUCGGUUCUAUGGACGUGUUCAAUUUACUCUUAUCGUUUUAUUUUUACACUGCAAAUUUCUCAAUUCUACAAAACUUAUACUAUAUUUGGGCUAAGAAACUCACAGAUGCGGCAACGACAUAUAAUAAUA